Messenger RNA from Salvelinus sp. IW2-2015, 2348 nucleotides. Its product is annotated as tumor necrosis factor ligand superfamily member 14. Gene Ontology annotation, cellular component: membrane. Gene Ontology annotation, biological process: immune response. Gene Ontology annotation, molecular function: tumor necrosis factor receptor binding. The record is from RefSeq and is a predicted model, not a curated record. NCBI's taxonomy places the organism in Eukaryota, Metazoa, Chordata, Actinopteri, Salmoniformes, Salmonidae.
UCAGUGCAUGGACACUCUAUAAGAUGCUCAUUUGCAUUUGCCUCGCUCUAUCUGACYGAUUGAAACUWAACACCAGAGGUAACCGUUCUCUCUCUGUCAAGAUUUAUUUUGRUUAAGASAAGUUUUGCUUUCUGUGACUGCUCUUUGGGGAGGUGGUCGUUUCUGUGAAGGAUUUSCACAUUUCUCAUAUCUGGAAGUUUUCUUCCACUACUGUGUGUCUUGUCUUUUCUGCUGACAAGACGACCUGAGGAGUCAUACUGUACAACCCACACUAGUGCUUGGUCUUGCUCUGGGAAAGAAUCUCUCUGUGUCUCUCGUUGUGUGCCGGGACCCCUGGUGCGUGGACCUCGCUCAGGUACUACUUGACUAYCUCUUGGAGGAUCCUUUUUCAGUUCCUUAUAUUCUCUGAUCGGAGACAUCAUGGCUGAGGGUGGUGUCCCGUACCCCUCCGUGUUCAUGGUGGAUAGCCAUGCAACCUACCCACCGCUGCCCCCCAAGCCGAGACCUCCUGGUCGGGGUGGUGUGGCCCAAAGCCUGCUGUUCUUGCUGGUUGGUCUGGCUUUGUGUGGCUUGGCCAUAGAGGCCUGCUUCAUCUACCACCUCUACUCUAAACAGGGAUCUGUGGAGUCAGGGUCAGCUGGUAUGAGUAUCCAAGACCAAGAGGACAUUCCGAAGGAUGUUCCCCCAACUUCAAGACCAAACCCUAUUGUGUUGCCUUCAAAACCUGUUGCACAUCUGACAGCUGGACCUCAAGCACCCCAUGGAGAUGGAGUCAUGGUAUGGAACAUGCAGGCAGAACCGCUCCUCCAUGAAAUGGAGUACAAAGAUGGCAAGCUUGUCAUCCAGAAGCAAGGCUACUACUAUGUCUACUCUAAGAUCUUCUUCAGUGAGGUCAAUGUUGCGUUCACACACUCGGUCUGCAGAACUACUCCACGGUAUCUUGGGAAGGACAUUGAACUCCUUAAGUCCAGGAGAUAUUACCCCAAGUUUGGGAAAAUUAUGUCCACAUCAAACAGCUACCUGGGAGGGGUGUUCCACUUCUUUGAAGAUGACUCCAUCUUUGUCAAAGUGAAAAAUGUCACUCAAGUUCGGAUACAAUAUUCCACAGAGAACGUGUUUGGUAUCUAUAUGAUAUAAUAAGCCUGGGGUUGAUGAUGAAUAUACUUAUUUUUAGAUUGCUAGCUGAUUAUCAUUUGUUUAAGGCAUAAUAAUACUGUAGGCCAAUUUACAUGUAAUGUUGCUACGCAGGGCCUUCCCCCUUCCCGGCACACCAUCAUUUUCUUUAAACAAAUCCUUGCAUCAAGAUGCAAUUCGAUGCGUGGAAAAUUGACUGUUGAAGAAAAAGCCCCUUUAUAAUAAAGCCAUAAUAACGUUUGCCAUGUGGCAUACACUAGGCUACAGUUGAGCAGAGGCAUUUUUAGGAUGGGGAUUUUUUUUUGCAGGGUCGUAAAAGAAUCCGCUUUUUAAAAAAAAUGCAUUUAUGCAGUUCUACGUCAUUUACAUGACCUAAAGACAUUAGUUGAAUCUUUUUGUUACCACACAACUGACUGAAAUGACUGGCUACUCUGACACUGACAAACUGAGAUCAAUCUGGUCUUGAAUUCAAACAAACAAUAGCCCAGGCCAAUGAAGCGACACACGGAUUGUACAAUAUUAGGAGGCAAUAUAUAUACAGUAUAUACUGUAUAUCAUAGGUUACAGUAGGUUACUAAAUAAAAUGUCGAGUGGCACACUGAUUCACCUAAUGAUGAAGAUGAAGCCAUAGGCUUCUCACGGUGAGGGCUGAUGUUAGCUAAAAAUUGGGAGUUGUUAAGAACAUUUUUUUAUUGGUUCUAUAGACAGAUUAGUCUUCUCUUUUCACCAGUAGGCAUUUACUUUCCAAACUGUGCGUUUUUCCCACAAUUUUAUUUUGAAAUCUGCAAACUGACAGCUGCUUCCCAACCAUAGAAGUACAAUCCAUAGAUGGCAGUUCCCAUUCAAGUCAGAACUGGCAUCCACUGCUGGUGUACCACUUCAAUGGAGUAUAUAUCUAUGGCCAAAAAGCAACAAGCUGUAGCCUAUUUGGGGCGCAUGACCUUCCUGACUGUAGGCAUAGCAGUGACUGUCAAAAUAAAGGAAACACAUGAGUUAACAAGGGAUACAAGGUAUACAGUAUGUUAUGGUGUGGGAUGCAUUUUCCUGGCAUGGUUUAGAGCCACAUGUAUAAUCUAUGCCAAGGAGCUUUGAAGCUGUUCUGGCAGUUCAUGGUGGCGCAGCACCCUUUUAAGACACUUUUUGUUGGUGUUUCCUUAAUUUUGGAAGAUAUCUGUAUGUGCUUGUGAUAAAACUUAAUUCACAGUUAUUUUUUU